This is a messenger RNA of Bactrocera latifrons, 1396 nucleotides long. It is a transcript of the gene Mpi, whose product is annotated as mannose-6-phosphate isomerase. Gene Ontology annotation, biological process: carbohydrate metabolic process; GDP-mannose biosynthetic process. NCBI's taxonomy places the organism in Eukaryota, Metazoa, Arthropoda, Insecta, Diptera, Tephritidae. Bases 80 to 1261 code for a protein of 393 amino acids. The record is from RefSeq and is a predicted model, not a curated record. Gene Ontology annotation, cellular component: cytosol. The transcript is spliced from 3 exons. Gene Ontology annotation, molecular function: mannose-6-phosphate isomerase activity; zinc ion binding.
UUUAUCGCUUAUACGUCACCUUCAUUUUGACCUGGCAAAACAAGCUAAUAAAUAGUAAGAUUUUAAAUUUAAAUAAAUCAUGGAGCUUGUUGGUUUUGUACAUAAAUACGAGUGGGGUAAAGUAGGCAAUGACUCUGCGGUAGCCCAGCUCGCAAAACUCAAUGACCCGCAAUUUAAAGUGGAUGAUAAAACUCCUUACGCCGAAUUGUGGAUGGGCUCCCAUCCCAGCGGACCGUCAAAGUACAAAUCAAGUGGCACUACACUACAAGAUGAACUACCAUUUCUAUUGAAAGUUUUAAGUAUAAAUAAGGCUUUGAGUAUUCAAGUUCACCCCAACAAAUCAGAAGCACAAAAAUUGCAUGCGAAAGAACCUAACAUAUACAAAGACCCCAAUCAUAAACCUGAAAUGGCUAUUGCUCUAACGCCCUUUACAGGCUUAUGCGGGUUCCGUCCUCUGCCUGAAAUUUAUGAUAUAUUAUUGAAUAUAGAACCACUUAAGGCUUUGUCGGUGAACGAUCCCAAUGAUCUCAAUCUAUUGGCUGCUAAUGAUGAGCUCGGCUUGCGUAAUUGUUAUCAACAACUAAUGAGUGCAGAAAAUGACACAAUUGGCGCCUGUAUCGAGUCAAUCUCGAAAAGCUAUAUAAAAGAAUUAUGUAAAUACGAUGUGCUUGAAAUCUUUAAUACGCUGAAAAAGGAUUUCCCCAAUGAUGUCGGUGUGUUGUCGCUAUUCUUUUUGAAUGUGAUUCGAUUGCAACCGGGACAGGCGAUGUUUCUUGGCGCAAACCAAAUACAUGCUUACCUAUCGGGUGAUUGUGUCGAGUGUAUGGCUUGUUCAGAUAAUGUGAUACGCGCUGGAUUAACGCCAAAGUAUAAAGACAUCAAACAGCUACUUAGUUGCCUAGAAUAUACAGGUGCUCCAUCCGAAAGCAAAAUAUUUAGCCCGGAACGUGUUGACAACCAUCAAUUAAUAUUCAAACCACCCGUUGAAGACUUUUCACUCAUACAAUUAUCACUGAAACCUACGGAUUUAGAAUAUGUUUUAAAAGUUGAACAAUCGCCAGGUAUUUUACUUGUGAUAAGUGGUGAACGUAACUUGGAAAGCAAAGGAAUGGAUAAGUUGAAACUAAAACGUGGUUCAGUUGUAUAUUUGCCUUUUGAAAGUGGCACAGAAUUACGAUUUUCAUCUGCUGGUGAGGACAAACAUGAAUUUUUGGUUUACAUCAGUACACCUAAUGCAGCAGCCACCAACUCUCAUAUAUAGUUAAAAUUUCCGAUUCUACCGAAGUUAUGAUUUCCCAUUUAUUGCAGUUACUUUUAUAAAUGCAAUAAAUGUAUAUUUUUAGUUUUAAAUAAUAAAAAGGCAACUAUUAGUAUAACCUUGUAUUGCAAAAAUAUA